AUGCUAUCUUUAUUCUUCGAGUAUCCGUUUUCCGUAGCACUCGUCGAAGAAGUGCGGAAGAAUAUUAUGUUCCCAGCAGCUACAGUAUGCGUCAGUCGAUGGAUCAAUAUCACCCGCCUGUGUAACGUGUUUCGAAGCACGUGUGGUCCAGUGGAACAGGAAGACCACAGUGGACCGUGGGAAUUUCUUCUUCGUGAUGUUGCUUCCCGAGGUCUCAUUGCUCAUCUCCCGGAUGAGCUCUUCAAGUGUUACAUGCGCUCUACGGUGGCUUCCUGCAUGUCUUUUUCAUGCAAUUCCAUGACUAAGAUAACGUACUACCGAUCACCAGCGCAGAUGUGCUACACCAUCGACUCGUACCAGUGGACGGACUUCAGUCACCCAGUGCGUCGCUGCGCCUCACCGUGGAACUAUGAAUUAAGCUUGCGGUCCCAAUGGGACAGUAACCUGACGCUUGCAUUGCGCGAAGUUGAGGUCAUGCCAUUGGUUAUCCAUCAACCUCUCACGUGUCCACCAGAUAAGCUGUCCUCCAUUAUGAUAGAGCCUGGGAUGUCAUACACCAUCUCAGUAUCCCAGCGCAAGGUUGUCAGACUUCCGCCACCUUACAAGUCUAUGUGCACCGACUACGUAUCCUUGGGAAUGCGAAAAGAAUACUUCGGAUAUUUAACACGUGAUGUAAGUUGA
Molecule: messenger RNA, 681 nt
Organism: Ornithodoros turicata
Lineage: Eukaryota; Metazoa; Arthropoda; Arachnida; Ixodida; Argasidae
Exons: 6
Coding region: 1-681 (226 amino acids)
Source: RefSeq, a predicted model, not a curated record